Molecule: messenger RNA, 3631 nt
Organism: Ipomoea nil (Japanese morning glory)
Lineage: Eukaryota; Viridiplantae; Streptophyta; Magnoliopsida; Solanales; Convolvulaceae
Exons: 11
Coding region: 247-1419 (390 amino acids)
Biological process (GO): protein phosphorylation
Molecular function (GO): protein kinase activity
Source: RefSeq, a predicted model, not a curated record
ACCUAAACCCUCUAGGGAAAACUCUCUCUAGGAAUUCCACUAACCAUUGCAAUUACACUAAAUGUUCAUUUGGUUUAAUUUUUUCUAAACUCAUACAUUUCAUAACAAAAAAGCCAAAUAAUAUCAUUUUUUGGUUAAUUGGCCGUAUGGCCUGUGUUUAGACUGGCAGCUUAGCCAGUAGACCAGGUCGCUCCGCCGCCGGCCGGUGGUGGUCCGGCGACGGUUACGUCGCCGGAGAAGAACAAAAUGGAGCAGCGUGCUCGUCUUGAGGAGAAGUCUCCGAAUCCAGAGGUGGAUCAUCAAUCGGAGAAGGCUACAGAGCAGAUCGGAGGUGUGAAAGUUAGGUCAAAAGUGACCUCUGGAAUUUUUGUCAAUGAGGUACGAUCUGUGCUAGCUGAGAACCAAUUGAAGGAUGAAAGCUCUGCGGAAUCGACUAAAUUGAAGCAGAAGCGUGAUUCUGGAAGAGAAUUUAGUAUCUCUUUGACACAAUCGAAUGAUUCGACUGAAUCGAAGAAGGGGAAAAUCCUGCUGCGGGUGGGCGAAUAUGAGAUCUUCUUUGACAUUGAUGAAUUGGAAGAAAUCAUGGAGAAGGCUGCGGAUAACAAAGAUUUGAUGGAAGACCUCCUCGCUGAUCGAUUUCUUGAGGAAGCUGAGAAGGUAUGCCAAAUGAAAAUCACCGGAAGCUGCAAUCUGGAGAGAAAGGUUAUGGAGAAACUAAAAACCAAGUACAAAGGGCUUCUAAUUGCGGAUAUUGCGAGCAAAGAGCCUUUGGAGAAUGAAGCAAAAACCCCUGCCAAUAUCUCUGAGGCAGAGAGUGGGGAGAAGGAUGUCUCCGAUUGCUUGAGGGAGACAAAAUCCGAAGCUCCUCAGAUGAAUAAAGAAUCGAAAGAGGAAACUAAUCCGCCUGGGAAUCUGAAAGGGGAUGUCUAUGCCCCUCAAUUGAAUAAAGAAGCGGAGGUUUCUGUGGAGAGGCCUGAGAUAAGGUCUCAGGUGGUGGAGGGAGCUACAGACAAGUCAGAAGCAAUGGACAAAAAGAAUGCUCAGUCAGAGUUUGCUUACACUGCAGAGGUAAACUGCAAAUCUGAUGUGUAUAGUUUUGGAGUGGUAACACUUGAAGUGAUUAUGGGGAAACAUCCUGGAGACCUCAUUACAUUCCUUUCUUCAUCCUCGUUUUCAGCAAUUGAUGGCAUGCUUUUUAAGGAUUUGUUAGAUCCUCGACUACCUACUCCAAAAAGGAAUGUCACACAACAACUCAUGUUGGUUGCAAAGAUAGCAAUAUCUUGUAUGAAUUCCAAUCCACAAUAUCGGCCAACUAUGCAACAAGUUUCUAUGUUGCUAUCCAAGGAAAAGGAUUUUCCCAAAUUUUCCCCUGAUAUCACCUUAAGCCAGUUGUUUGGUCUUGAAUUUCCAAAUCCUUAAAUUUUUAUAGUAUUCAAGUUUGGAACAAUGUAUGUGGUUUUAACAUGAGGAUGCAUAAGGAAGUAGGCAAUCUUGGAACCAGUACGUAGAUCGAUCAGAAACAAAUGAUUGACAAUGGACAUCGCUAAGAUGGAUGCAAGAGACGCAUCAAUCACUGCACUGCUGUUUUCAAGUUUUUCUGUUGCUUCUAUAUCAAGGAAAGAUAUCACAAAUUAGCUUACACUGCGGAGGUAAACUGCAAAUGUGAUGUAGUAUAUAGCUUCAAAUCGGAGUUGUAACACUAGAAGUGAUUAUGGGGAAACAUCUGGGUGACCUUGUUACAUGCAUUUCUUCAUCCUCAUUCUCAGCAACCAAUGGAAUUCUUUUGAAGGAUAUGUUGGACCCUCGACUCUCCACUACACAAAGACACGAAGCGAAACAACUUGUAUUGGUUGCAGAGAUAGCAGUCUCUUGUAUGAAUUCCAAUCCUCAAUGUCACCAAACUAUGCAACAAGUUAGUGUGAUGCUAUCCAAGGAAAGGGAUUUCCCCAAUUUUUUCCCUGAGAUCACUUUAAGCCAGUUGUUUGGUCCUGAAUUUUGGAAUCCAUAAAUUUUUGCACUAUUCAAGGUUGAGAGCUCAAACAUUGGCUGAUAUGGCACAAGAAAUUGUGAAAAUAAAUAGAGUCCUUGUGGUAGUGGCAAACAAAAACUACUCUGUUCCGGAUCAGGAUUUGGGUUCAAGUCUUCAUUCCUACUCUUCUUAAUUUACGUACACACACACAAUUAAAGAUUUUUGUACUGCUAUCUUAACUUGUUGGCUUGUAUAAGAUGGAGUUGCGCUAGCUAACUAGCUUCCAGAUAAAGCUUAUCUUUAUAGUAGUUGACAACGAUUGAAGAUGCUGACUAUGAAGGACAAGAAUGAAUUUUGGAAGAAGGAAGUAGGCAAUGUGGAAGCUCUUAACUUGUUGUGAACAAAUUGUUAUGAAGUGCAAUUAAUCAAGGUGACAAUGUACAACUUUAAGAUGGGUGCAAGAGAUGCAUCCUUCACUGCUCCUUUGAAGCUUGCCUGGCUGGUACCACAUGGGAAACAAACGGCUCUCUCACCGUUUCACAUAGCAACAAGAAUCAUCCUCACUUGGAUAUAAUUACUUCUGAAGCACAUACUAGUUAAAUGGCGGUUGUCAUUGCAGAAUGCGGUAAUCCGUCUCUGUAGUCUCUUCUCCUUUACCCUGCAACAAAAUUCUGAAUUCUCAGUUUUUGUUCUUGUUCUGCAUGCAAAGUUUUGAUUAAUAAGAAUUAAAUAUUUACCAAAUUUUGUGGGAAGUCAGCCUCAUGAUCAUCAUCUUCGUCUGCAUCUUCAUCACCGAAGUUUUGGUUUAUCAAAUCUUCCCUGGAUCGGAGUACAUUUUCAUGCCAGUUAAGGUGCUCCCGGCAUACCCUGAAGGAACAACAUAUUGAUAUAGAGCAUUCAUAUUCAUAAGCUUAAUGGAGCAAUGAAGAACGUGAUACAAGUUAGGCUCCAUUUCUGCCUCUUUUGAGGAUUUUGGAACAAAUAAAUGGUUCCCCCGGUGUUCUCUAUCCUGUAUUUCUUGAUUUCAAUCUGAGUUUUAAAUUUGCUCAUCUCAUCUUUGCAUGUCUAUAACAUUUUUGCUUUUUCAGAUUGACAAUGGACAUCUCUAAUAUAAGAUGGAUGCAGGAGGACUGGAGAUGCAUCAUUCACUGCACUGUACUACUCUGUUUUCAAGUACGCUUCUAAUGAAUUGUUAGGACAAAUGAUGAUUUCUACUUGGUGGAAUAAAAACUACUCUGUUUUGGAUCAGGUAUAAGAUGAAGUCGUGCUAGCAUCCGGAUAAAACUUUUCUUUACUUGACAGCAAUUGAAGAUGCUGACUAUGAAGGACGAGAAUGAAUUUUGGAAGAAGGAAGUAGGCAAUGUGGAACCUCUUAGCUUGUUGUCAACAAAUUAUUAUGAACUGCAAUUAAUCAAGGUGACAAUGUACAACUGUAAGAUGGGUGCAAGAGAUGCAUCCUUAGCUUCACUGCUCCUUUGAACAAUGAUCAAGGAUUACACAGUAUUUGCUGGUGCAAUUUGCAGUCAUUCAUAAUCUUCUUCUUUUUUUGAAAUUUGUAAUUAAGGAAUAUGCAAAUGUGUUUGUAAACAUUCAACUGUAGAUUGAUUCAAGAAAUGGAAAAAGCUAAGGGUGCUCCCACUUUAUAUAUUUUCGUGUUGAGCC